Molecule: messenger RNA, 300 nt
Organism: Opisthorchis viverrini
Lineage: Eukaryota; Metazoa; Platyhelminthes; Trematoda; Opisthorchiida; Opisthorchiidae
Exons: 3
Coding region: 1-300 (99 amino acids)
Source: RefSeq, a predicted model, not a curated record
AUGACUACGAAGACAAUGACGAGUGUCAAAAACUCCACGCGUAUUGUGGCACUGUGCUUCGCCCUAUCCUUCAGCCGUAUUGCCUCAAAUCGAUAUUUCGUCAGUGAACUGUUCCAGCGAACGGCGUUGGGUGCGUAUCCAAAGACUACAGUAGGCUACACAGUACAUUUUGCUUCGGCCAGAGUGGAUGGAUACAUGCCGGUAACUAGGAGGUCUAAAGCCAAGUUGACCUGGAAGCUAAAACCUGACUUUAGUGACCGUCUACUUACACCACCGUUUGAGGCAGACGGACUAGACUGA